Messenger RNA from Xenopus tropicalis (tropical clawed frog), 2838 nucleotides. RefSeq names its product podocalyxin-like 2 (gene podxl2). The transcript has 8 exons. Gene Ontology annotation, cellular component: plasma membrane; membrane. Lineage: Eukaryota; Metazoa; Chordata; Amphibia; Anura; Pipidae. The record is from RefSeq and is a predicted model, not a curated record. The coding region runs from base 505 to 2070 and encodes 521 amino acids.
GCUGGGAGGGGUGGCAAGGAGGGAGGGAAACCAGGGGAGAGCUCAUUUUUGGAGGGAGGGAUACCAACAAAUCCCACCUGGUUACUAGGGGCUGAUAGUCCUCUGUCUGCAACUGUCGGUGCUUCAUCGUUUUUGAAUGUGAUCGUUAUUAUUGCAGCAUUAUCAGAUCAUGUAAUCUUAUGUUGCUGUGCAUGUACUCAGAACAUCAUAUUGGUCUGGAAUGCAUGUUGAGCUCUGCAUCGGGAUCCACUUGGUUCUAGUCCUGCCCACUCCGUCAGGGAUGGUUCUGCUAGACAAAGGCACAUGACCAACCGGGGCACUGCCUGCCCAUAAUUCACCAACUCGUCAAUACCGUGACCUAUGAACGCUGUCUCAUCUGCUGAGCUCCACCGAAAACUACUCUCCAGAGCGAGAGAGAGAGGGUACCAGCCUGGUAUCUGUGUGCCCAUUCCUGGGGUAUAGGGAUGCCCUCUGUACAAACAUACUGGCCACGCUGAUACCACCAUGAUCCUGCAUUUACAUCUCAUUUUGGGGCCCUUUUGGUUCCUCCUUGUUGCCUGUGAGGAGCCUCAGUCUGAAGGACUCUCUUCCACCUCAUUAUUGGACUUAUCAACCUUAGUGGGCCUGUCCUCCUCACCCCAGGAGAACCCAAGUGAAGCUGAGCUUGGGAAUCAGGGUGACCAGGAGCUGGACGUUCUUCAGGAUCUUCUCCAUACAGCACAAGGCUCAGGCUUCUCUAGCCUAGAGACAGAGGAGUCCUCCAUUCUUCAGUCCCCUCAAUAUUUCUGGGAUGAGGAGGGAAGCAAGGGCAACGGGAGCUCUGAGGUUCCUAGUCUAAUACACACAGUCCCCAGGAACAGCGAUGGAGACACAGGGGAAGACCAGAGCAAAACCAGUAGUCCCACAACAGAAAGCCUGGAAACAUCUACAACUCUGUGGUACACUCAUUCUUCUGAUGAAACGCACAAACAUUUAUCUACAGACACCUUGACUGUAAAUGGAAAGGUUACCGUGGAGCCAACAACCCUAAAUAAUUGGGGAGCUGCAUUUCAAAGCAACAAGGAAAGGACAGUGUCCAAAACUGUAUCUGCUGAGCAUACUCAUCAAACAACCAAAUUGCAUAGAAAGAACAAGAAGCAUCAAGUGUCCAAGAACCAUCAAAUUACCCAUGUUCCAGGAUCGGUACCUCCACCAGGACCUCCGGCUGGCAGUCAAGGCAUUCCCGCUAACAAACCCUUUGAAGAGCAUAUACAAGGGGAAGACCUAGAUCCAUCCACACACUUCCACCCUGGUAUCUUAGAUGAGGAAAAAAUUGGUCCUCCAAAACACAUUUCCGUCCUACAGGGUGAAGGCCAUUCUGAGGCUGCAGGGCCUUCAGAGCUACCACCGAGGUCUCAGCAGGUUAUUUGCAAAGACUGGAUUAAUUUAGCUGGGAAAAAUUAUGUCAUACUCAACAUGUCGAAUGAUAUUGACUGUGAGAAGUUCCGCUGGGAAAAGGGGCAUCAGCUUUUCUCACUGCUGGAGGGGGCGCUGUUCUGGAAGACUGAGGUGUCACCCAGAGACUGGGUGAUUUUGCUGAGCAAGCCUAAUGAGAACGACAAUCACCUUUUAAUGGCAAUCACAGAGGAACACAGUGUAGUACCUAUUAAGGAUGUCUUCAGUGCCUUAGGAGACAUUAAAAGGAGUCUUGCUGAGAUCGGAAUUGAAGGCUACUCCACCACAGUUAGUUGCCAGUCACGUCCCAGCCAACCCCGCAGUGAUUAUGGCAAACUUUUUAUUGUCUUGGUCAUCAUUGGAUCCAUCUGUGUAAUGAUCAUCGUCGCAGGAAUUAUAUACAUCUGCUGGCAGAGACGCCUGCCCAAACUGAAAAACAUGGAACUGCAUUUUGUUGAAAAUGGCUGCCAUGAUAACCCCACGUUGGAUGUAGCGAUGGACGGUCAGUCUGAAAUGCAAGAGAAAAAGACCAGCCUCAAUGGUGGCACCUCUCAUCAGGUGGAUGGUUGGGAGACCCUGAUCAACAAGGCAUCCCGGGAAGAAGGUGAUCCUGUGGAGGAAGACACCCAUCUCUAGAGACCACCCAAAACUGCUGUAGAGGGCGCUGCAUGUGACCCUUAAGGUCCAAUGGAUUCAAACUCACAGACUUUGCACCCUAGUGAUUUUCAUCUGCAGAACGUUUUAAAGGUUCCUUUGGCAGAGCAAUGCUCAUGCUGCAGCCCUCCAGCUCUUACUGGGCUUUGAAUCCAAGCAAACCCACAAGCCUAAGAGUUCUAGUUUGAAAGUGCCACAGUUGCGCAAUAGUUUUUUAGAGAUUGUAGUAGAAAUGUAUCAUUCCCUAACCCGCACACAAACAUUUUUCGUGCCUACACCUCAGAAUGGCCUACAAUGCACUAAAUGUACCUUUAACUUGCGUCGGUUCUUGCACCUUGCCUUCCUACGGUACAGAACCACCUUAGGGGAGAAAUCCAGGCCUUAAAUGUAUUAGUUUCCACCGUAGCAUAACACUAAUGCUCUAUGAUGAUGCUUCAAUGUAGGAAAUAAGUGGAAUGCUAUUAUAACUGUGUAAUAUCUAGCUGAUGUUUUUGGAGGCAGAAAGUCAUCGUGUAUUCUUGUUUUUAAUCAUUUCUUCUGCUUACGUGGGGUUUUUUGAAUUAUUAAGCAACAAAAUAAUCCAUGGAUUCAUAUCAGUCAUAUUAAAGGAGAAGUCAAUACUGCGAUUACACAGAAAUACACAGCACUCCCUCUAAGUUCUUGUAGUCCUUUAGUCCAAAAAUGUCCUUCGGUCCAGGUUCAAGCAAGUUCUAAAUUAUGUGUGUGAAUACAAAGUGUGCUUUACAACUU